Messenger RNA from Rana temporaria (common frog), 1340 nucleotides. RefSeq names its product sulfotransferase 1C1-like. Gene Ontology annotation, biological process: sulfation. The transcript is spliced from 8 exons. Bases 357 to 1268 code for a protein of 303 amino acids. Gene Ontology annotation, cellular component: cytoplasm. The record is from RefSeq and is a predicted model, not a curated record. NCBI's taxonomy places the organism in Eukaryota, Metazoa, Chordata, Amphibia, Anura, Ranidae. Gene Ontology annotation, molecular function: sulfotransferase activity.
CCAUAUAAAGGAGGAGAAUCCAUACCAGAGAGAACAGAAAGUUGGAACACCUUCAGAAAAAGGAGAUAAAGGAACGCCAAGAUCCAGGUAAAGCCAACAUUCCGUGUGCCAAUGAGAGGAGCGUUCAAAGGCUUAAAGGGGACGCCCACUUUUGUGGAAAAGAAACAAACAAAAAACUCUCUUUGCUACACGGAUCGACUUAAAGGACACAUCCACUUCUUGUUGAGUAAACAAAAUAGAUUUGUUUGGAUUAUUCAGCUGGCGUGAUCGGUGUCCGGUGUCCGGUGUCCGGUGUCCGGUGACGGGACCAACAUUUGGCUUCUCUACCUAUUCCUGUACGAACACAGAAUCCCAGGAUGGACCCCAAAAUGUUUGACAUGAUGGCUGAACAGAUGAAGAACAUGUCGGUAGAAAUGGAGCUUGUGGACGGGGUCCUCCUCCCGGACACCACCGUGGAAAUGUGGGACCAGUUCUGGAACUUCCAGGCACGUGAAGACGAUAUCCUUAUUGCCACAUUUCCUAAAGCAGGUACCACGUGGAUGCAGGAGAUCGCGGACCUGAUCCUGUUACAGGGCGAUGUGGAGAAGAGCAUGCGGGCCCCCUGCUUCAUCAAAGUCCCCUUCCUAGACUUGAACGCCAAACCAUUCCCAUCAGGAGUGGAGGCCGCUGCUAAAAUGCCAUCCCCUCGUCUGCUAAAAACGCAUAUGCCAAUAAAGCUGCUGCCACCAUCUUUUUUGGAGAAGAACACCAAGGUCAUAUAUGUGGCCAGGAAUGCCAAGGACUGCAUGGUGUCCUACUACUACUUCCAGCUGAUGAACAAGGGUCUGCCGGACCCCGGGACCUGGGAUGAGUACUUCUCAACUUUUCUGGCUGGAGAGGUGGCUUGGGGAAGCUGGUUUGAUCACGUCCUCGGAUGGUGGAAAGCAAAAGACAAACCCCGAAUACUCUACAUCUUCUAUGAAGACAUGGUUGAGGACCCAAAACGAGAGAUAAAGAAGGUCAUUGAGUUCCUGGAGAAAGACGUGUCCGAGGAGGUCCUCGAAAAGAUCCUUCAUCACACGUCAUUUGAAGUCAUGAAAGAUAAUCCAAUGGCCAACUAUAGUUGCCUACCAUCUCAAGUGAUGGAUCAGUCUGUCUCCAAAUUCAUGAGGAAAGGCAAAGUCGGAGAUUGGAAGAAUCACUUUUCAGUGUCUCAAAACAUUUUGUUCGAUGAAGAAUACAAGAAGAAAAUGGAAGGGAGUGGACUGACCUUUCGAGAAGUACUAUGAGAUGCACCAAAAGCUGACCUCAUGGUUGGCCAACAUUGAAAGAAAUUUGUUAUCCCAUUUGGAUUCUGUCUA